AUGGACAACAUACACGCUCCAACCGUGCCCUCGGGCCCAGCCAGCAAUACGUCGAGGAACGGUGACCUUGGUCGCCUCUCUUUUGCCGAGCUACAGAACAAGAAAGAAAACAUGGAGGCUGAAUUGAAAGCUUUGGGUGCAGUCCUCGACUCUCACGGGGUUGACAUGAACACACCUCUCACAACUCAAGACGGCUUUCCAAGAGCCGAUCUCGAUAUUGCUCAAGUGCGUACUACCAGAGCCCGCAUCAUCCACCUCCGCAAUGACUACAAGGAGCUCAUGGCCAUGGUUGAGAAACAACUCCAUGAGCACUUUGCCAGCUUGCAAGAAGAGGAGAAACCCGAGGUUCCGCUCUCCGGGGGUGCCAACAACACCCUAGCAGAUCAUUCAGCAUCUCAGCCGCUGGAGGAGCCAUUCGCAAAGGUCAACGCUGUGGUUCCGGGAAGCCCAGCUGAGUUAGCUGGCCUAAAGCCGAAUGACCAAAUUCGCAUAUUUGGCUACGUCAACAGCUCAAACCACGACAAUCUCAAGAAGGUGGCCGAAUGCGUGCAAGGGAAUGAAGGUGAUAUCUCGACCCAGCCAAGGGGCGCGGGAGGAGCUGCACGUAACACUCACUCCGAGACGUAA
Molecule: messenger RNA, 627 nt
Organism: Colletotrichum abscissum
Lineage: Eukaryota; Fungi; Ascomycota; Sordariomycetes; Glomerellales; Glomerellaceae
Product: 26S proteasome non-ATPase regulatory subunit 9
Exons: 4
Coding region: 1-627 (208 amino acids)
Biological process (GO): proteasome regulatory particle assembly
Cellular component (GO): nucleus; cytoplasm
Molecular function (GO): protein binding
Source: RefSeq, a predicted model, not a curated record